AGAUGCGGGAGCAGGUGAAGCGGAUGAAGGACGCGGGGAAGCAGGCCAAGGACGCGAACGACAAGCCCGCGGAGGUCCAGGCGGACAAGGACGCGGCCGCCGCCUCUCUCGCGCCGCGAGAGCUCGGCCCCCCGACGGCGACGACGUUCUGCGCGAUGGUCGAGGCGCUCGCGGGGGAGGAGGUCGGGCGCGCCAGCAGGCAGACGCUCGAGGCGUGGUCCACGGCCAUGGUUGGCGACCCGCCCGACUUCGUCAAGCUGUGCAGGCUCGAGAACUGCUACCAGAAGGACAUGGUCAAGAUCGUGUUCUCGAUCAACGACCAGACCAAGGAGAACAUCCUCACGGACUCGUUCAAGCAGCUCGACUGCGCGGUGACGUCGGGCACCGCGCCCGCUGGCUACAUGGAGGACGAGCUCUCGGCCUGGAUCGACGUGCUCAAAUCGUGAUGAGGGGAACAUCGGUGGGAAGGACUCCAGGAGGUCGAACUACCCUGUCUACCUCUCCGUGGUGGACGACCGCUCUGACGUGUGGCCGCGCACAGCGUCGCGCCUUUGAGCGCGGCAGUGCUGCCGUGGCACCAGGAAAAAGAUGGUAACGGCCUGAGGCCGUGGACGGCGGGCAGCCUCGAUCUUUUUUUGUCGUGUGCGUGUGUGUGCGGCGCGGCGCGUGCGGCAUGUGUGUGCGCACUCAGGUAGCAUUGCUCAUCAGCUGCGUACUA
Prorocentrum cordatum is the source of this 718-nucleotide messenger RNA. The record is from the annotation of a GenBank genome assembly. NCBI's taxonomy places the organism in Eukaryota, Dinophyceae, Prorocentrales, Prorocentraceae.